Messenger RNA from Kluyveromyces lactis, 1524 nucleotides. It is a transcript of the gene DRN1, whose product is annotated as Drn1p. Bases 1 to 1524 code for a protein of 507 amino acids. Gene Ontology annotation, cellular component: post-mRNA release spliceosomal complex. The record is from RefSeq and is a predicted model, not a curated record. The transcript has a single exon. Lineage: Eukaryota; Fungi; Ascomycota; Saccharomycetes; Saccharomycetales; Saccharomycetaceae. Gene Ontology annotation, biological process: mRNA splicing, via spliceosome. Gene Ontology annotation, molecular function: RNA lariat debranching enzyme activator activity.
AUGGAUUUACUGAAGAUUCUUGUGCUAAAUACAAAUGACGAAUCGCUUUUAGAUGUUCUAGCUGUUGCUAACACUUUGCACAAUAAAUCCGGCCCAUUUGCAUGUGCACUUAUACUGGGUGAUGUUAAAAAGUGUUCUGAUGCCUUGACGAACUUCCAGAUGGAACUUCCCACUUAUAUUGGCAAUGGUUCUGAACUUUCUGAUGGGAAUAUAAGCCAUUCUCGUGAUUUGAACGAGAAUUUGACGGUAUUGAACGGUUUUGGAUUCAUUAAAUUAGCAAACGGGUUGAAGAUAGGGUAUUUGGCUGAGACCUCCAAGCUAUCGGACUCAGCUAGGGCCGAGGUGUUGAAAAACUUCCAAGAGUUAUCAGAACAGACUUCUGCUGAUAUACUCUUGUCUUAUGAUUGGAGUGAAGCUAUCUCUGAGAGAGAGAAUUUGAUUCUAGGAAAUAGUCUGGUGGAUCAAGUCGCAUCGCUGAUGAAACCUAAGUACCAUUUUACUGGCAAGAAUGAGAAACAGUUUUUUGAACUAGAUCCGUUUGUCUGGGAUCAUACCAAUGAACACAUAUGUAGGUUCAUCAACGUGGCUCAGUUUAAGAGCGGUUCGAAAUGGGCCUAUGCAUUCAAGAUCAACCUACUAGAAGGCCUGGAAACGAUACCCGACAAUUUAAUAGAUAAUCCAUACUUGGAAAAGCCUAGUGGAAAGCGUGAUUUAGUGCCGGAUCCUGAAACUGAUAACUCUAGUGCUGUCUCCAAGAAGCAAAGGAAACCUAAGCAAGUGUUGCCGUCAGAAUGUCGAUUCUGUUUGAGUAAUACUAAACUAAAUGAUCAUAUGAUUAUAUCUAUCAGUAAAUUUUCCUACAUCACUAUAGCUAAGGGGCCAUUAACCACCCCAGGAAAUGAUAUGGAUUUCUCUGGCCAUUGUUUGAUCAUACCGAUUGAACACAUUCCUAAAUUGAACACAGCCAAACAAGAGGCGGUCAUCACAGACACCGAUCUAUUUAAAGAUUUAAACAAAUUCGAAGAGAGUAUAGCCGAAAUGAACUUCAAGAGGUAUGAUAUGUCAACUCUUAUAUUCGAAAUAAACUCCAGUAACGCUAUUCAUUUCCACAAACAGCUGAUACCGGUACCGAAAUAUCUAAUCGGGAACUUUAUCAGUGCUUUGAACCGCCAAGUCCAUAUGAACAACGAGAAAUUUAAGAGCAAUGCCAAGUUAGAGUUCAAAGAAUUUGAGGGUUUCGACGAUAAAGAGUACUUAGGUCUAGUUAAUGAUCAUGAAACAAAUUAUUUUCAAUUCAUUAUUCGCGAAACUGCGUCGAGCAAGCCUAAAGUAUAUAUCAGUGUUUUCGAUAAAGACGAAAGGAUUGAUCUUCAGUUUGGUAGAAGGGUAGCUGCUUUCCUAUUAAAACAACCGAAAAGAACAAUGUGGGACUCCAAAGUAUGUUUCCAAACCAAACAACAAGAAGAGAAAGAUGUUUCAAAUUUCCAGCGGGCAUAUAAGAAUUUCGAUUUCACUUUGAAAUAA